Molecule: messenger RNA, 717 nt
Organism: Anastrepha obliqua
Lineage: Eukaryota; Metazoa; Arthropoda; Insecta; Diptera; Tephritidae
Exons: 3
Coding region: 1-717 (238 amino acids)
Source: RefSeq, a predicted model, not a curated record
AUGGUGAUCGAUGAUAGCGCUAUCGAUAAUUUCAUACUUUUUAUUAUUUUAAAAAUUUGUCUGUAUGUAAUUCUAUACUACCAAUUUUUCGUAAUCACCGUUGAAUACUCGGCUCUUGACAAUCACAAAACUGGUUAUGAUCACCACAUCGAUGAUUAUAGAACUACGAAACUUUUCAUUGCCACAUGUUUGGCUCUGCUGGCUUGUGCCGCUGCUGACGUCUCCCACCUGGGCGGUGGCUACAAUUAUCCUGCUCCGAUACAUAUAGAUGUGCGUUCGCAACCAAUUGUACCACAAAACAGCUACGUCCCACCACCACCACCAGCGCCAGCCCCAUCCCAGGGUUACAGCUAUCCAGCUCCAGUGCAUGAGGCAGUGAAAUCACAACCAAUCGCACCACAAAACAGCUACGUUCCACCUCCACCACCACCACCACCAGCGCCAGCACCGUCCCAGGGUUACAGCUAUCCAGCUCCAGUGCAUGAGGCAGUGAAAUCACAACCAAUCGCACCACAAAACAGCUACGUUCCACCUCCACCAGCGCCAGCACCGUCCCAGGGUUACAGCUAUCCCGCUCCGGUUCACGAGGCUGUGAAAUCGCAACCAAUCGCACCCCCACAAAACACGUACAUUCCACCUUCAGCUUCACUCCAUCAGGAUGGCUACCAUUAUAAAACCGCUCGUCGAGUUGUUUACAGACGCCGUUUCCGAAUUUGA